This is a messenger RNA of Wyeomyia smithii (pitcher-plant mosquito), 1273 nucleotides long. RefSeq names its product sodium-dependent nutrient amino acid transporter 1-like. Bases 114 to 731 code for a protein of 205 amino acids. Lineage: Eukaryota; Metazoa; Arthropoda; Insecta; Diptera; Culicidae. Gene Ontology annotation, molecular function: L-amino acid transmembrane transporter activity. The transcript is spliced from 5 exons. Gene Ontology annotation, cellular component: membrane. Gene Ontology annotation, biological process: sodium ion transmembrane transport. The record is from RefSeq and is a predicted model, not a curated record.
UGUUCGUAGCAGACACACAGUUUUCAUGUUUUAUUUUUACGGAAAUAUAUUGUAUUAACUUAAUUUUGUGAAGAAAUCUGAAAAAAAUUGUAUUGGUGUUGUAAGUAGUAAUAAUGUCAACAUUAGAAACAAUUUCACAUUCGUUAGAAAACAAACAAUUGGAGUUUGUAGCUGAAAAUCAUGUUAAAAAUAUGGAUUGCGUGGAUAAUGCAAAAGCAGAAAUCAAAGAUGAUCAAAAUCGUCCGGAAUGGUCCAAUAAAAUUGAAUUUCUGAUGUCAUGUAUCGCAAUGUCAGUUGGACUAGGAAAUGUCUGGCGAUUUCCCUUUACAGCGUACGAAAAUGGAGGCGGAGCUUUUUUGAUACCGUACCUCGUUGUACUCUUUAUUAUCGGUCGUCCUUUAUAUUAUUUAGAGAUGAUUCUAGGGCAAUUCACUCGACGCAGCUCCAUUAAAGUAUGGUCAAUAUCUCCGUUAUUCAAAGGUAUUGGUGUUGGCCAGCUUCUGGGUACGACUUCUGUGGUUAGUUACUACAUGGCAUUAAUAGCAAUAACUUUAUCGUAUCUAUUUGCAUCAUUCGCCUCGGAGUUACCAUGGGCAAAAUGCAAAAGCACCUGGGGACCUAAUUGUGUUGAUGCUUCAAAUACGGUUAAUGAUCUUGUGGACAGAAAUAGUUCCCUAGGUAGAAGCGUGAGCAGCUCUGAGAUUUAUUUCCUCAUUUUCCCACGUUGUUAAUUCAAUACUCUUUAAACAGCAAUAUGCUAAAUAUGCACCGGAUGCGUCUCGAAUAUUGAAUAACCUUGACAUGUACCUAUCAAUUGCCGGGGUACGCAUACGCAUUCACAUGUUACAAUCAUGAUGAGUAGAACAUGGUGUAACGGUUUGAUCAAAAAGUAAGCGCGGGCUAAGGUAGUGUUUUUUGCUUAGGGAGGGUGGAGACGAAGUAUCACUAUGCAACAAAAAGAAAAUUUUCCUUGUUUAUGUUUCCUUGAUCACUUGAAAAAGAAACGUCCCAGUUUGCAGUGUUUGACUUGAGAGUUGCUUUCGAAUAGCACAAAUAUUGAUAGCAAAGUAUGUAGCAUUGUUAGAUUUACAAUAUAAAUGCAUCUAAAUGAUAUAUUCAACGAACGACAAUUUUUUUUCAGAGGCUGUUUAUAAACAAACUUCUCAGCAAUCAAAUCUGUUUUCAAUAUGGCCGAUUCUGCAUUUGACAUACCGUUACACCAUGUCUCUAUACAUCAUGGUUACAACAGAGCAAACUGAGAAAAACGUAUUUC